CCACCUUUGGAGCGUACAGACAACACCUGGGUGUGUCACAAUGAAAGUGGGAGGGGAGCGUUCAGGUAUCCGGAAGCUCGCAGAGGCUGUUUAGUUCAUUGCAAAGUAAACAGGUGAUCUGACCACUGCUUGCUACACCCCAUAACAACAUGCAGAGUGUAAGCUCUCCGGGAGGCCGCGUCCUCAAUGAGGACCAGUUCACCUGCUCCAUCUGCCUGGAGGUGUUUGUGGAGCCUGUGUCCACGCCGUGCGGUCACAGCUUCUGCAAGGCCUGCCUGCAGGGCUACUGGAACCACACCAAGAAGUUCCUGUGUCCCAUGUGCAAGAAGAGCUACACCAGGAGGCCUGAGAUGAGUGUCAACAGGGUCCUGGCAGAGAUCUCAUCGCAGUUCCAGGGGCUGGUAGUUUCUGGCGGUAGGGCGGAGGCGCCCGGGUCCUCUUUGCGAGACUCCACCGUCAAUUUGGGCUCCGACAGGGGCCGUGUGGGCUCACCGGGUCUUGACACUGGAGAGUUUGCACGGGACGGCGAGGUCCCCUGCGAUGCUUGCAUUGGGAGGAAGUUGAAAGCGCACAAGUCUUGCGUCAACUGUCCUGGGUCUUUCUGUGAAACCCACCUGAGACAUCACAAAAAGGUGAAAUCCCUGACGUCACAUCGCCUGAUUGAGCCCACCUUCUACCUGGAGGAAAAGAUCUGUAGGAAGCACGAGCGACUGCUGGAGGUCUACUGCCGCACGGACCACAUCUGCAUCUGCGCCGCCUGCGUGGAGUCCGCACAUAAGUCGCAUGACAUCGUCUCCACGGACCACGAGUGGAAGAAGAAGAUGAGCAUCUUGGGAAAGAAAAGGUCUGAACUGCGGCACUUGAUCAAGGAGAGAGCCAAGAAGCUGGAGGAAGUCAAACAAUCCAUAAAGGUCAUCAAGACCAGCGGCCAGAAGGAGCUGGAGGAGAGCUGGCAGGUGUUCGCCGAGCUGCAGCGACUGGUGGAGCAGAGCCAGGCCGACCUGGUGGAACUCAUCACAACCAGGCAGCGUGAGGCUGAGCGUCACGCGCAGGAGUUAGCGCGAGGCCUGGAGAACGAGCUUAGUCAGCUAAGGAGGCGUAGCCACGAGCUGGACACCCACGUCCAGAUUAAAGACAAGGUGGUGUUCUUGCAGCAUUUGGCCUCCUUGCCCCACCUGCCCGAGCCCACCGACUGGUCGGCGGUGACCGUCAACACGGACUUCUGCCUGGGGACCCUCCGUGCUUCCGUCAGUGGCCUCGUUGACAAGUUACAGGAGGAGUUAAAGAGGCUAUAUGGCAAAGAACUCCGCAAGUUGCAGAAUUAUUCAAGUGAAGUCCUCUUGGACCACGCCACCGCCCAGAAGAACCUGGCCGUGUCAGAUGACGGCCACCAGGUGAGGUACGAGGAGCGCAAGACCUCCCACACAGACGGCCCUAAACGUUUCAGCCCGGCUCUCUUUGUCUUGGGCCGGGAGGGUCUCAGCUCUGGUCGACACUACUGGGAGGUGGACGUGGCCCGCAAGACGGCCUGGACUCUCGGCUUGGCUAAUGGCACGGCCCGCCGUAAAGGCGAGAUCAAGCUGAGUCCAGAGGGGGGUUACUGGUGCUUGUGGCUCAAGAACGGCGAGGUGAAGGCCCUGGCCUCGUCACGCUUGCCUCUCAUGCUGACAUCCCAGCCCAGCAAAGUGGGAAUCUUUCUGGAUUAUGAAGGAGGUCAGGUGUCCUUCUAUGACACCAAUGCCCGCGUGCACCUCUACACCUUCUUUCACAACUUUAAUGAACGUGUAUACCCCAUCUUCAGCCCCUGCCUCAGCCAGGAUGGCAAGAACAAUUUCCCCCUCGUCAUCACGGCCAUCAAACAUACCUGACUGUGACCACACAAACUUUUCAACUUGACUCAAAAGCCACUGAGAGACUGAUUAAAGACUUGCUCGCACACAUCUUUAAAACACGGUAAUCCCCAGGUGGUUUCAAACCUCUGGUAGUUUUGUAUGCAAUAUCUUCUUCUGUUUUCUAAACUUUUAAAUAAAGAUGACU
This is a messenger RNA of Entelurus aequoreus (snake pipefish), 2037 nucleotides long. RefSeq names its product bloodthirsty-related gene family, member 12 (gene btr12). Gene Ontology annotation, molecular function: protein binding; zinc ion binding. Lineage: Eukaryota; Metazoa; Chordata; Actinopteri; Syngnathiformes; Syngnathidae. The transcript is spliced from 8 exons. Bases 150 to 1868 code for a protein of 572 amino acids. The record is from RefSeq and is a predicted model, not a curated record.